UCCACCUCCAUCAAACCACCCAAAAGAUUCCUCUGGAUGAAUGAGCAGGAAAGAAGCUCUGCGAAAAGAAUGGAGAAAAUGAGAGAGGUAGCUGAUGCCUACUACAAGGCCGGGGCCGAAGACAUUAAGCAGCUGGCACACGACUUCUUCAAUUCCAUGGAUCUGAAUGGAGAUCGAAGAGUGAUCCUGCGCGAGUACUUGGCUUUCACGGAGAAGAGAGGCUACAUCCGAAUGAGCAAUCAAGAAUGGUUUCGAAAGCUUGACAAGGAUAGGAAAGGGAGUCUGGGUUUCCAUGAUGUGAUGACUCUGUGCUACAUAGUUAAGAGUGGGAGACCAUUUUGCAAAGGGUGUGGAGAAUUUAUGAGUGGAGUGUUCUUUACUUGUGUGAAAUGCUUCGACCACUCUCCUAGCUGCUUCUCUGUGUGUCUUCAAUGCUAUGAAAGCAAUAAUAUAGAGCAUGAGCACAAAGAAUUUUUGGAUAACUUCGCAUUGCUUGAAGCCAAGCGGAGGAAAUCCGAAUUUCCGGCACUGAGGGCCACAGCCGCACAAGUUCAGACUCUCCGCAAGGAUUCUCAUCCUCAAGGCCCUGAGAUAAUGAAGGAGCUGCGCCAGAUUGCUACGGCCUAUUGCAGAAGCACAUCAGAAGACAUUAAGGAGAAGGAGAAGAUACGCAAGUUUUUCAGCUCAAUGCAUUAUGGAAAUCAUGAACGCGUGGCCCUCCAUGAGUUCCUAGAGUUCAUGAGGCGGAAAGCCUACAAACACUUGACCAAUAAUAACCUGGAACUUGAGUUCAUGAAUACUCCAGAAUUCUUCAGGAAACUAGACAAAGAUAAAAAGGGACUCGACUUCUCCGAUGUAAAAACUCUUUACUAUAUCAUCCGAAGUGGAAGGCCAUUUUGCAAAGGCUGUGGGGAAUUUAUCGAGGGAAUGUUCUUCACCUGUGUCAGCUGCUUCGAGCGCGGUAGCACCUGCUUCUCUCUAUGCCUUCACUGUUACAAUGCCCAAAAGUUUAUCCACAGCGCCACCCACCAUCUGUUUUUGGAUAACUACGCUUUGCUUGAAGCCAUGAGGGAAACCGCUUGGAAAGCCAACAGACCAAAGACUCAUGUGAAGAAAAAAAAAACUUCAAAGGGAAGCACUUCUUCACCUGGUCGUAUUGUCCCAUUGAAUAACAAACUGCCUAAUUUCACUACAAAGCCAAACACUUCUUCUCUUGGUCCAAUUGUGCCAGUGAUUAAUAAGCUUACUGGUGCAAAGGCUGCAUUCGAAGCCUUGGAAGGAGCCUUGAAUGUGGCGAUCGCAGCUGCAAUGGUUGUUAAUGCUGUCUGUGUCAUUCUGUGAGAAAUCCAUUAGUAGUCAUUCUGCUCCAUCUCUAUUAGAGAUUUACUAAGCAUUAGAUUUGUGUAGGCUUGCUAAGCUAUAAUAAGGUACGUAUGAACAUCCACAGUUUGUGUUAUUCCUUUAAUGUGAUGUAUCUAUUUUAAGACGUUCAAAUGCCAUCAAAUGCUCAAGCAAGACAAUCAAGUACUCUAAGAUGGUUUAAGUGGUCUUUUUGGCGUCUUCAGGUAUUCUUAGGGUUCUUAAUUUUUCUAACUCUAUUUUUGGUUGUGAGGGUAUUUUGGUAAAUUUAGAUAUCUUGAAUACCAAAUUUUGGUUACAAAAAUUUGUAACAUGUUCCCUAGGGCUAUUGAAAAUUAUUUUAAUUUCCUUUUCCAA
Vitis riparia (riverbank grape) is the source of this 1716-nucleotide messenger RNA. RefSeq lists its product as uncharacterized. Bases 37 to 1341 code for a protein of 434 amino acids. The record is from RefSeq and is a predicted model, not a curated record. The transcript is spliced from 5 exons. NCBI's taxonomy places the organism in Eukaryota, Viridiplantae, Streptophyta, Magnoliopsida, Vitales, Vitaceae.